Panicum virgatum (switchgrass) is the source of this 1450-nucleotide messenger RNA. RefSeq lists its product as uncharacterized. The coding region runs from base 125 to 1351 and encodes 408 amino acids. The transcript has a single exon. NCBI's taxonomy places the organism in Eukaryota, Viridiplantae, Streptophyta, Magnoliopsida, Poales, Poaceae. The record is from RefSeq and is a predicted model, not a curated record.
UUAUGUUAAUUUCUCUUCUGACCACUCUCCUGACCCAACAAGCAACAUCUCUGGUGACUGGGAUGACUUCCUCGCCGAGGAGGAAAUUUUUGAUGAUGUCAUCGAUGAGGCAACUCAAGUUCUGAUGUCAAGCUUAGAAGAUCUGCAUGAAGCUGCGUAUGAUCCUCGAAGUGCUCCAAGGAAGUACAUCAGAAGGCCAAGGGAGCAGUACCAUCAGCAUCUGGUUGAUGAUUAUUUCUCAGAUAAUCCUCUGUACCCGCCAAAUGUUUUUCGACGGAGAUUCCGUAUGUCCAGGCCACUCUUUCUACGCAUCGUUGAUGAGUUAGGAAAAUGGUCUGAUUAUUUCAUUACAAAGUUGGAUGCUCUUAAUCGUCAAGGCCUAACACCACUGCAAAAAUGCACGACGGCUAUUCGUCAAUUGGCUAAUGGUAGUGCUGCAGAUCAUCUAGAUGAAUAUUUAAAAAUUGGUGACAGUACUGGAUUAGAGGCGAUGAAGAUGUUUGCUGAAGGUGUUAUCGCAGUUUUUGGUGGACACUAUUUGAGGCACCCUACUGUGGAAGAUGCUGAGCGUUUGCUUAAAAUUGGCGAGAGUCAAGGUUUUCCUGGCAUGUUCGGUAGUAUUGACUGUAUGCAUUGGCAGUGGGAAAGAUGUCCCAAUGCAUGGAAGGGCCAAUUCACUCGGGGUGAUCAAAAAGUCCCAACCAUAAUACUUGAGGCCGUGGCUUCUCAUGAUCUUUGGAUUUGGCAUGCAUUCUUUGGAGUUGCUGGUUCUAAUAAUGAUAUCAAUGUUCUUAACCAAUCAACUCUAUUUAUUGAAGAGCUAAAGGGGCAAGCUCCUCAAGUGCACUACGCGGUCAAUGGAAAUCAGUACAGUACUGGUUAUUAUCUUGCUGAUGGAAUAUACCCUGAAUGGGCUGUAUUUGUGAAGAGCAUAUCCUUGCCGAUCACGGAGAAGGACAAAUUAUUUGCACAGGAACAAGAAUCGAAGAGAAAGGAUAUUGAACGAGCAUUUGGUGUCUUGCGACGUCGCUUUUGCAUUUUGAAGAGACCAGCUCGUCUACAUGAUCGAGGACAACUUGAGAAAGUUGUGCUAGCGUGCCUCAUACUUCACAAUAUGAUAGUCGAAGAUGAAAAAACAAAUGACAAUAUUGAAGAGGAUCUUGAUUUGAACGAGGCUCCAAGUACAACGACUGUUCAUGCACCAGCGUUCUCCCCUGAAGAUUAUGUCACAUUUGAAAGAGUACUAGAGAAGGAUGCUGAUAUUCGAGAUAGCUCAACCCAUAAACAACUUAAGAAGGAUUUGAUUGAGCAUAUUUGGAGAAGGUCAAGGGCCCGCCGAAACACAUCUUGAGUUUGGGUUACUAUAUGUAAUAUAUUUUAUAUAAACGAUACAAUUUAUCUCGUAUCAUUAUUGAUAUAAGUUACUCUUUGUUUGGGUUAUGUAUCUUGA